GAACCUUUUGUUCUGAGGCUGUGAGUCAGUCGGAGCGGUUUAAGCGGGACACCGACAGGACAACUUGGAAGCUGGACCAGCUGAAGCUGCGCGAGGACGAUGAGCACCAAACAGGUGACCUGCAGGUAUUUCCUCCAUGGCGUGUGCAGGGAGGGCAGCCGCUGCAUGUUCUCUCACGACCCGACGACCAGUAAACCCUCCACCAUCUGCAAGUUCUACCAGAGAGGAGUGUGUGCCUACGGAGAGCGCUGCAGGUACGACCACAUCAAACCUUUAUCCAGAGGAGGGGGAGGAGCUCCAGAUGAGCAGGCAGGUGGAGGAGCAGGUGGAGGAGCAGGAGGAGGACCAGCUGGAGGAGGAGCUUCUGUCCGAGCUGGAGGCAGGAAGACGCUGGUCCUGAGAGACCGAGGUCUUGGUGUUGACGAGAUGUUUGGAGGUGCAGCAGACAGUUUGGGGUCAGAGGUCACGGCAGCACCGCCUCAUUCAUACGUGGAGGCCAUCAGGACGGGAUUGGACGCCUCGGCGCAGGACCAAGCCCCUCCCCCGGUGGGCGUCGCCCCCCAGCUGUGUCCCUACGCCGCCGCCGGACACUGUUACUAUGAAGACAACUGCACGUAUCUCCAUGGCGACCUGUGUGAGGUCUGCCGGCUGCGCGUGCUGCACCCCCACGAUCCAGAACAGAGGAGAGCUCACGAGAAGAUGUGUCUUCUGGCCUUUGAGAGAGACAUGGAGAAGGCGUUCGCAGCCCAGCUGAGCCAGGACAAGGUGUGCUCCGUCUGCAUGGAGCUGGUGGUGCAGAAGGCGAACCCGUCUGAGAGACGCUUCGGCAUCUUGUCCUCCUGCUGUCACGUCUUCUGUCUGUCCUGCAUCAGGAAGUGGCGCUGCACCAGGACCUUCAGCAACCAGAUCAUCAAGUCUUGUCCGGAGUGCCGGGUCGUCUCAGAGUUUGUCAUCCCGUCGGUUUAUUGGGUCGAAGACCAGGAAGACAAGAACCAGCUCAUAGACCUGUUCAAGUCUGGAGUCAGUAAGAAGGCCUGUAAGUACUUCGAUCAGGGUCGCGGUUCGUGUCCGUUUGGAGGGAAGUGUUUGUAUCUUCACGCGUUCCCAGACGGAACCCGAGCAGAACCGGAUCGGCCCCGCAAACAGCUGAGCUCCGAGGGGAACGUCCGGUUCAUGAACAACGUGCGUCUGUGGGACUUCAUCGAGGAGCGCGAGCGUCCGGCUCCGCCCCUGCCGUCCCUCGAUGAUGACAUCACCGAGCUCAGGGAGCUCUUCAUGCAGAUGUCGGCGCCGAGUCACGAGGGUCCGGAGCCGCCCGCCGCCGACGCGUAGAGACGCCCGAGUGGACUGCUUCCUCUGGUCUCCAUGGCAACCAGCGAUGUUUAGGGAUGAGUCAUUCUAAUAUUAAAUCAUGUGAUCAAG
Molecule: messenger RNA, 1422 nt
Organism: Scomber scombrus (Atlantic mackerel)
Lineage: Eukaryota; Metazoa; Chordata; Actinopteri; Scombriformes; Scombridae
Gene: mkrn2
Product: makorin, ring finger protein, 2
Exons: 10
Coding region: 100-1332 (410 amino acids)
Biological process (GO): protein polyubiquitination
Molecular function (GO): ubiquitin protein ligase activity; metal ion binding
Source: RefSeq, a predicted model, not a curated record